AUGAAAUUUGAUGGUGCAUGUUUGAGACGCUGUCCCAAUUUAGUUGUGAGGUCAUCUUCAUCUGAGGGAACUUCGACGGAGACAACUUUAUAUGGAAAAGAUGAACCAGAAGCUAAUGGUGGGAUUACUGUGAAAGACACCCGGCCCGAUAAUAAGGAAGAAGAUUAUGAUACAAACCAGCUGAAUGAAGGGUCGCAAGAAGGCACUUCGGUUGACAUGGAGUUGUUUAAGUUCCUUGAGAAUUUCGACCUUAAGUUUGACUAUCAAGAUACUUAUUCACUACUUGUUGUCGGUGGUGGUGGUAUUUUCGCACUCUGGCUAGCUGUUGCUGUUGUUGGAGCCGUUGAUUCUAUACCACUGUUGCCAAAAGUGUUGGAACUUAUCGGUCUUGGCUACACAAUCUGGUUCAGCUCGCGCUAUUUGAUUUUCAAGGAAAAUAGAGAUGAAUUGUUUUCCAAGGCAAAACAGAUAAAGCAGGAGGUGCUUGGGUCAAAGGAUGGCUAG
Striga hermonthica is the source of this 504-nucleotide messenger RNA. The record is from the annotation of a GenBank genome assembly. NCBI's taxonomy places the organism in Eukaryota, Viridiplantae, Streptophyta, Magnoliopsida, Lamiales, Orobanchaceae.